Molecule: messenger RNA, 459 nt
Organism: Oncorhynchus masou masou (cherry salmon)
Lineage: Eukaryota; Metazoa; Chordata; Actinopteri; Salmoniformes; Salmonidae
Product: transcription factor 4-like
Exons: 4
Biological process (GO): regulation of transcription by RNA polymerase II
Cellular component (GO): chromatin; transcription regulator complex
Molecular function (GO): RNA polymerase II cis-regulatory region sequence-specific DNA binding; DNA-binding transcription factor activity, RNA polymerase II-specific
Source: RefSeq, a predicted model, not a curated record
CUAACCGGGGCGCAGAGCGGGGCACCAACCAGCUCUCAGACAGGAGAUGCCCUGGGAAGGCUCUUGCUUCGAUCUACUCUCCAGACCACACGAACAACAGUUUCUCGUCCAACCCGUCGACCCCUGUCGGCUCUCCCCCCUCACUCACAGCUGCUAGUUCUGCUAUGUGGUCCAGGAACGGAGGACAAGGUCCUUCCUCCCCCAACUAUGAGGCUCCUCUACACUCUCUGCAGAGUCGUAUCGAGGACCGCCUGGAGCGCCUGGACGAUGCCAUCCACGUCCUGCGGAGUCACGCGGUCGGCCCCUCCACGGGCGUGCCCGGCGGGCACCAAGACAUGCACAGCCUCAUCGGAGCAGCACACAACGGGGCCAUGGGAGGACUGGGCACUGGGUACGGCACGGGACUCCUCUCUGCCAACCGACACUCAAUCAUGGUAGGAACCGUCUUCUACAACUGAA